AUGCCCACCGCGUCUGGGGCAGCGACGCGAGCGAGGACGCCGGCUGCAAAUAGUAAAAAGGCUGCGUGGCCAUCUACUGCGACAACCACGACCGAGGCUUCAGCUUCGGAUUCAGCCUCUGCUUCCGCUUCAUCAUACUUCGCCGCCGCUGCCACCACCGCCAACGCGGUUGCUGUGGAACCAGAAUCGGCACGCUCACGCAAAGUCUCGGAAAGUAGCAUCGGCCCUGCCGCGCUGGGGCAGGCAUACAAAUACAGCAUCGGCCCCGCAUCCGUAGCACGCUUCCCAAGCAGGCAAUCGAGUGUCAUCUUUCUCGAUGCGAGCGAACGGGUUGGCGAGCCGGGGGACAGUCGGGCAUAUGCCACAUCAUCGAGCAAAGUUGCAGAAAAUACAUGGCCACCUCCCCACAUGGUUGCAACAUCGCGUCAACAAAUCAGCCGCCGAAGCAGCUACAUUAUGCCAAUCCUGACGCCGACCAAAAGCAAGUCGCGGAAUAGAGGCGAGCCGCGAUCAAGCAGCCGCACCGCAUCCCCGAGCACAGUGUCUACAAAGCGGCGAGGAAGCAGAGCAAGUCCACAGCUUGUUGCGAACCUCGAAUUUGCAAUGGCGGCGAACGAACCUCCGCGGCCUAUUGCUCACGCAGACUCAGAUUAUGGCGUACCAAUCGAGCCAUCGAAGUGCCAGCGAUCCAAGUUCUUCACUUCCUUUCCCUUCCCACACCCCGCCUCGACGUCUGCGCAGGCCCCCAGCUCACAUUACGGCGGACCGGGGCAAACUGAGGACGGCACAUGUGCUUUUUUUGACUACGCGACGGCGCGCUCGGCGCCUCUGCGCGCCGUCUCUGCACUUGUCAGCGGGCCGCGAUGGCUUGUCCAGCGCUGGAAUCAAGCGAGGAGGGAGGAAGCGGAGGAGGAAGCGAAUGUCGCGGAGGCCAGUGGGAUCAUGGAACGACAGGCGUUGCUGGCGAAGUCAAGGAAAGAGGGUAGCAGUGUAGUUGUAGGUGUGGGUGCGACACGAGCUGCUAGUGGGCAAUACGGCGCAAUCACAGGAGUGGACAGCGACGCUCAAGGCUCGCGACGGACUCGAGCACGCGAUAAGCGGCUGCGAGCCAGCUCGCGCACCAGUGCCGACUCUGCCGACUCGCUGGACCCGUACGGCUACCGCGCGCUCGCGGGGCCCACGCUGCUGCCGCAGCACGCACAGCAGGUCGAGGAGCGCAGGCAGCAGCGACAGCGGUGGUGGGAGGAACAAGGCGCCUUCCAGAGGUGGAUCUUGGUCGCUUGUGCAGCCUCGGUUGUCCUGCUCAUCUUGCUUGCACUGUGGUUUGCGCAUUCGUGCGGCUGGCUGGAGUGGAGGACUGGGGACGAUGAUGAAGCUGUGGAGUAG
This is a messenger RNA of Tilletiaria anomala UBC 951, 1386 nucleotides long. RefSeq lists its product as uncharacterized. The coding region runs from base 1 to 1386 and encodes 461 amino acids. The transcript has a single exon. NCBI's taxonomy places the organism in Eukaryota, Fungi, Basidiomycota, Exobasidiomycetes, Georgefischeriales, Tilletiariaceae. The record is from RefSeq and is a predicted model, not a curated record.